UUUAUAUGGCGAUGGCGUGCUCGUAGAAAAAAUCCGAAUUUGAAAAGUAACAUUUCAUAAUUUUCAUUGUUUUGGUUACGAUCUAGUUUUUUUCUGAUGUUUUAUAGGAGAUCGGAAUAAAAGGUUGUCCUGUGAAACAUGCCAAGGCCAAAGAAGAGUGAAGAUCCCAGUGAACCUGACCCAAAGUAUGCUUCCUGGAUCCUUGCCGCAAUUGCCAAAGUCCGGCAUCAAAAACAACGACCAAAUGAGGAGCGAAUUACUCACAUACUUGAGAUAACAUAUGGCGUUGAUGCAGAAACUGUUGCAGAACAGUUGGAAUUGUGUGUCAAAUCAGGGCGCAUCAUCCGUGGGGAUUUCAAGGGAAAGUCAUCAUAUAAAGAUCCCUCCGUAGUAACACCUGGGGCAAGUAAAUCACCACGGAUGCCUUCAGAUUUGACAAAGAGCAUAAAAAAAGCUAUCAAAAAUGAAGGUGAUGAAGGUGCAACAACAACGACUAUAGAAAGAUACCUGAAGGAGAACUUUCCUGAGAAAACCGAGGCAGUCACGGAUCUCACGGUGGCAAUAAGACAUGCCAUUCAACGAGGUGUAAACACGGGACGUUUCGUGAAGGAGGGGAGAUAUGUUAAACUCUCAGAAAAAUAUCAAGCGAGAGAGGCGGAGAGAUCUGCAAGCAAACCAAAAUCCAGUGCUCAGAGAGAGUCAGCAGCACAAGCGCAAUCGAGAAAACCAAGGGCGCAACCAAGCCCGUUGUGUGGAUUUUGUUUGGGCACGGCAGAGAAGAAUCGAGAUGGCGUGCCUGAAGUUCUUAUUUCUUGUGCCGACUGUGGAAAUAGCGGUCAUCCAACUUGCCUGAAGUACUCGCCGGAACUGACAGAAAAGAUCCAAUCUGAGAGAUGGCAAUGUAUCGAGUGUAAAGUUUGCUCAGUUUGCGUAUCAGCAGGCAAUGCGGACAAUCUCCUGUUUUGUGAUGCGUGCGACAAAGGGUUUCAUAUGGAAUGUCUCAGACCACCGAUGACCGACAUGCCUUUAGGAUCGUGGAUUUGUUUUAUGUGCACUUCGAAACCUUCGCCGAAGAAAAGAAGGGCGAUAACCACGCCACCUCGAAGGAAAAUACAACAUACACCGAACGAUUCCAAAGAAUUUGGUGUUUGUCCAACCGAAGGUUGUGAUGGCAGCGGUCAUUCAUCUGGGAAAUAUACAACACAUCGCAGUUUGUACGGUUGCCCUGUCGCUCAGUCUUUAAAAAGACGACAUCAAAUCUCGGAUCUCUCGCUGUCCCCGGAAAAAUUCAAGGAUUCAACAGACGUUACGCCAAAGAGAAGGGGCAAGGUCGGCAGACCUCGGUCAUCACCAAAAUCACCUACCCACAAGCGACCACCACUGCCACCAGGUGUAACAGAAGAAGAUUAUUUGUUAUUCAAAAAAGCGCAAGAGAAAGCAAGCAACGAGAUGGGCGCUCAGCCUGUUGCCGUUCCAGGUUCGAACGCUCGCUCGCCACCCUUCAUUCAAUUCGGACCUUAUGAGAUAACCACAUGGUACUCGUCGCCAUACCCCCAAGAAUAUGCACAGCUUCCUAAACUCUACCUUUGUGAGUUCUGUCUCAAGUAUAUGAAGAGCAUUAGUAUAUUACAGCGACACAAGACCAAAUGCGGAUGGUUUCAUCCUCCUGCAAACGAGAUCUACCGUCAUGAAGAUAUCUCUGUGUUCGAGGUUGACGGAGCAGUCAAUAAGAUUUAUUGCCAAAACUUGUGUCUCUUGGCCAAAUUGUUUCUGGAUCAUAAAACACUUUACUACGACGUGGAGCCGUUCCUCUUUUAUGUCUUGACUUCGAACGAUAGAAAAGGCUGCCAUCUUGUUGGAUAUUUCUCGAAGGAAAAAGCAUGUCAACAGAAGUACAAUCUUUCUUGUAUCAUGACAAUGCCUCACUACCAAAGAAAAGGAUACGGAAGGCUCUUGAUUGAUUUCAGCUAUCUGUUGUCGAGGAUUGAAGGGCAGUCUGGCUCGCCAGAAAAGCCAUUGUCCGACCUGGGGCUGUUGACCUACCGCAGUUAUUGGAAAAGCGUGAUUUUGGAAUAUUUCAGUAAACAUAAAGAAACAGAGGUGACGAUAAGAGAUGUGAGUAAAGCGACAGGCAUGGAUCCUCAUGAUAUUGCCGCCACUUUACAACUCUUGAAAAUGGUGAUACGAAAGGACAACAAGAUAUUCAUACGCCUCAAUCGCAAGUACAUCAACGAAUUCACGGAAAAACUGGUCUCCCAAAAGCGAUUGGUACUCGACCCCGAUCGACUACGUUGGACACCCUUGGUCCACGCUACAGCGGUGGUCCCGGAGCAAAGCUCCGAGAAAGAGCAACAGGAGAAGCAUCGCAAACAGUCGGAUGGGCAGGAACCCGUGGAGAUCGAUGUUGUAGAGGAUGAAAAACCCGGGGUUGACUCGCCGGUUACGGUGAAAAACCCGGUGGGCCCGGGGAGCAGCAGCGAAGACGAAGAAGUCGUCCGACCGAGAAAGAGAUCUCGCAAGGCGAUCGAUGAAAGUGAUUCGGAGAAAGAAUCGGGUGACGAUAUGAAGCCGAUGGACGCCGAGGAUGAGGCUGAAGAUGCCGGCGAAGAUGUCGCCGAUGAUGAGACGAAGGAUGGCGAAGAUGAACCGGAGGUGGUGAACGGUAUGCCGGAAGCAGCAGGCUCUCCAGAAGUUGACGAUUUACCAGACGUCGAGGAGGCUGAGACAGCAGAAACUGGCGAUAACGUAAAAAGCCGAAGUAGCUCCGUUUCCGCGCGAAGCAAUGCGAGCGAUGACGAAUCCCAAUCGGAUGAUAGUGAUGACUCGUCGAGUUCUUCGUCGUCGUCAUCAUCCGAUUCCUCGUCGAGCAGUGACGAAGGGGACUCGAAGUCCGCCGAGCGAAAAGAAAGCCCGCUUUUCGAUACCUUCCGUAAGGCAAUCAAACAAACAAAGGAUCCUGUGCUUACCGGAGUUAAAGAUCCACCCUCGGAACUUGGCAUCCCGGCAAGAAAUAUCCAGGAAGAAGCGCCUGAUGAUUUUGUACUUCCGCCUCAAGAGAACGCGUUUGACCUAGUGGACACCCCGUCCCUACAGGAUUUCCUCGGUGGGGACAUCAAUAUUAGCACUGGAGACGAUUUGACGGGCGAUAGUCUCUUAGAAGAAGUGAGAGAUGCGUAUUACGAUGAAACUGCUAGUGCUAAUGAGAAGGAUUUGGAGUAGGCGCUUCAGUAGGAUUACGCUUACCUUAGAAAAGCCUGGUUUCCAUCUAUGGUCGUAACUGUCGCUAUCACAUCUAGAUGAACAAUGUAAAGAGUGCUGACUCACAUUAGAGUGCUGACAUGCGGUAAGUAGAGAGAAUACCGUAGAAAGAAUACCGAGAGGUUUACACAUGUGCAAAAGAUAUAUCCACACUAUUUCACACCAUCCAAAGUGACUUGUUCAGUUACGACCAAUUGUAAGCCAGGCUUUAUUGCUAUAUCGCCAGACCAAGUCAUGCAGUCAUAGAUCAUCUGUUGUGAUGAACUGCCAUCGCUGAUUGGAGAAUUCGAAGUGCUUGCAGACACUGGGAGGACUACAGAUGCAAUGUUUGUAAACGACCUCGUGUAAGCGUUCUCGUUAAUAACGAAUACGUUAAUUUACAACAUAGAAAGUUUAUACUACAUAACUUUGAUAAAUCGUUCCCCAUAACGUUGAUAAAUCGUUCAAAAUAUUCAGUGACUAUUUCGUGAAAAUGAAUAUCCAUUCCAAAGCCUGUUUCAUACAAGAAUGGAUUGUCAUGCUUUGUCAUGUUAUUGUUUAUAUUAGCUGAUUCAUGCUGCGACUGUA
Messenger RNA from Dendronephthya gigantea, 3825 nucleotides. RefSeq names its product histone acetyltransferase KAT6B-like. The transcript has 18 exons. The record is from RefSeq and is a predicted model, not a curated record. Bases 139 to 3219 code for a protein of 1026 amino acids. Gene Ontology annotation, cellular component: nucleosome; nucleus. Gene Ontology annotation, molecular function: histone acetyltransferase activity; DNA binding; zinc ion binding. NCBI's taxonomy places the organism in Eukaryota, Metazoa, Cnidaria, Anthozoa, Malacalcyonacea, Nephtheidae. Gene Ontology annotation, biological process: nucleosome assembly; regulation of DNA-templated transcription.